Messenger RNA from Aplosporella prunicola CBS 121167, 1709 nucleotides. RefSeq lists its product as uncharacterized. Lineage: Eukaryota; Fungi; Ascomycota; Dothideomycetes; Botryosphaeriales; Aplosporellaceae. The transcript has 6 exons. The record is from RefSeq and is a predicted model, not a curated record. Gene Ontology annotation, molecular function: heme binding; oxidoreductase activity, acting on paired donors, with incorporation or reduction of molecular oxygen; monooxygenase activity. The coding region runs from base 1 to 1677 and encodes 558 amino acids.
AUGCCUGGAGCUAUCGCCACGCUGCUCCUGGCUGCCCUCCCGCUCCUGGCCGGCUACCUCUAUGUCGAGUUGCGCCGGAUCCGCUACCGCCAGUUCGCUGAUAUCCCUAGCCCCCCGACGAGCUUGCUCUGGGGACAUGGCAAGGCUAUCGCGGAUGCGUACGCUAAAGGCGACAUCAGGCGGCACUCUGACUACGUCUUCCACGAAAUCGCGAAAACGCUGGGUGUGCCGCCGAUGGUCAUGUUCGACCUGCGCCCCUUCUACUGGGCCAUCUGCGUCAUCACUUCGCACGAGGUGGCGGAGCAGGUCUCCCGGCCCUCGAAACUGCACCCUUAUAGCACGCCCAAGUCGCCCACGAUGAGGCAACUGGACCCUCUAAUUGGCGAGCAUGCCCUUAUCCACAGACAGGGAGAAGAAUGGAAAUCCCUGCGCAAGCGUUACAAUGCCGGCUUCGCGCCUCAGCAUCUAAUGACUCUCUUGCCGCAGAUUAUGGACAAGACGAAACAGUUCGUUGCCCGACUAGACAAUCUCGCUCGCAAGGGCGAAGAAUUUGGACUCGAUGGCCUAUGCAUUGAUCUUACCUUUGACAUUAUCGGGGCUGUCACCAUGGACGUGGACCUCGACGCGCAGCGGCCCAGAGAAGAGCAGAGCGAAAUCGUGCGAUACUACCGCGAUCUUACGACGUCGUAUACGGCGGACGGCAACGAAAUGGGCUUCACCUUCAACCUCAAGACCUUGUGGCAGCGAAGGAAGCUUGCGCGUCUGGCCGACCAAGCCAUCAAAGACGCCGUCCGUCAAAAGUUCCAGGAGAUCCAGGAAAGUGAGGAGACUCAAAAGACGCGCAGUGUCCUCGCCCUCAGCCUCCGCGACGUCAAAGAGCUGACACCGCAUGUGCUCCAAGUGACAGCUGACCAGAUCAAGUCGUUCCUGUUCGCUGGUCACGACACCACUAGCAUCAUGCUGCAAUGGACGUUUUACGAGCUUUCUCGUAGUCCCAAGGUCAUGGCAAAGCUCCGUGCUGAACUCUACUCUGUCUUUGGUCCAGCGACGGAUUACGAGUCCAUGGCGGAGAUUCUGGUGUCCAGGGGCGAGUGGGCAAUUAACCAGCUGACCUACACCUCGGCCAUUAUCAAGGAGAUCCUCCGCCUGUAUCCACCCGCAGGCUCCGCGCGCAGAGUGCCGUAUGGCGAUGGAUUUUUUGUCACGUUGCCUGACGGCAAGGAGGUCUGUCUCGAUGGCGUUGUCCUGUACAACUGCCAAUACAUGAUUCAUCGCGAUCCCGCGAUAUAUGGCGAGACAAAAGACGAUUUCGUGCCUGAACGCUGGCUAGACGACCUUAAUACGUCCGCAGAUGACGACGUCCCCGAGAAACAUGGCAGCGGGGAGGGCAAGGUACCCGCUAGCGCUUGGCGACCGUUUGAGAGAGGUCCUCGUAACUGUAUAGGGCAGGAGCUGGCAAACCUAGAGGCCAGAGUUAUUAUAGCAACUGCAGUCCACAGGUACGACUUUGUCAAGGUUGGGACUGGCGAGCUGCGACGCGAUGAAGACGGAAAGCUGGUCGUCAAUGCCAAGGGCCAGUACGAGGUGGAGCACGAGCUGUUUAAUACACGACAGGUGACGGCUAAGCCGGUUGACGGCAUGCGUAUGCGGGUGGGAUUCCAUCAGGACCAGUCUUAGGUGGACUCGAAGAAAAGAGUUGACUGAGGUAG